AUGCAUCUCUCAAGCCUCCUCAUUACCGCCAUCGCUGGCUUUGCUUUUGCCGCAGAAUCGUCAAAUCUUACUACCGUUAACAAACUCAACAGCCCUGUAGUCCCCGGGUCCUCCGUUAUGGCUUCCAUGGCUUCUUCCAUGAAAUCUGAGGCAUCGAAGAUCACAUCGACUGCUCCGAAGACUGUGACGGGGACAGAGACAGCGACUACCACCAAGGAUAGCAAGGCAACGAAUGUAGCUGUUGCUAUGGGUGUUGGAGAUGCUGGUAUGAUGGCUGCGGCGUUGGGGGUUGCUGCCUGGAUGUUGUAG
Molecule: messenger RNA, 309 nt
Organism: Pyrenophora tritici-repentis Pt-1C-BFP
Lineage: Eukaryota; Fungi; Ascomycota; Dothideomycetes; Pleosporales; Pleosporaceae
Source: RefSeq, a predicted model, not a curated record